Oryzias latipes (Japanese medaka) is the source of this 6961-nucleotide messenger RNA. RefSeq names its product neuroligin-4, X-linked. Lineage: Eukaryota; Metazoa; Chordata; Actinopteri; Beloniformes; Adrianichthyidae. Gene Ontology annotation, molecular function: neurexin family protein binding. Gene Ontology annotation, cellular component: membrane. The record is from RefSeq and is a predicted model, not a curated record.
UCUUUUGUAAGUACAUUUUUCCACAUUGAAGAGAUUUUUUUGUAAAUUACAGGUAAUCUAGUCUGAGAAGGAACUCCUUCUAAGCACAACUAGCGCUACCAAUGUGGAGAUAUUUUUUGGCAGUCUUGUCUAAGAAAAAAGAAGGGUUUCAAGCUCCGGCUUAAUAAAUCAGUGCCACUCUUUUUAAUGAUCUUUCAAAAAUAUGCACAACUAGAUCCACAUCGCCUGUUUUCUUUCUCCAGAUAUAAAUACUCCGUCUUUGUUUAGUUAUUUUUUAAGAUAGAAGAAAUAGGAGGAGUUUAGCAGAAGUAAUGAGGAAACAAGUGCCAGAGCAAACAGGGAGACAAAGAGAUGGAUGGAGGGAUUGGAGAUUGUUAUGGAGAGGAAUAGAAAGUCCUGAAUGCUGCUGCAGCAGGGUGUGCUGACGUGAGGAGUGUUCCCAAACACAGUUAGUAGCGACUGCAGACCAACUGCAUUACCAUACUCACACACACACACGCACACACACACGCACACACGCACACACACACACACACCUACACUCACACACACACACCAGUGGCACGCUCCGCCUCAGGGAGAAAGCUGCUUGCAGGCAUUGCUGAAAAGAAUGAGGACAGACUCUCCUGUUCUGGUCCUGAAGAGGUCACUGUGUUCUCCACCAUCAACUGAGAGUUUGUGAGUGUGUGGGAAAACAGUCCACCGGGGCAUCAGAUUAUAGCAAAAGUGUCUUUGCUGAUAGUGAAAAUGUUUUGGGGCAUGUUCUACAUGUGCAUGCUGUUUCUUUCUUUCUUUUUUUUUGCAUUAAAAUGUUGUGCACCCCAUGAGUGUUUCCUCACCUCCUUUACCCCCUUUUUCUCCAGCCUGUGCUCACUAUAGGUGCAUAUCAUUGGAUCAGUGGCUGCUGCCUGCCACACUGUCCAAUCGCAUCUAGGAAGAGGAAGGAGAGAGAAAGAAAGGGAGGCAGGGAGAGGGAGAUGGGGGAGGAGAAAAGCAGGAAAGAGAGGUAGAAAGGGAGAUUGAUCAUUUAAACGUCCUGGGCCCUGCAUUUUCACGCAGAAACCCUAAGAUUCCGACUGCAUCUGUCAACACUCCAUUUUUCUCACCCCACCCUCCUCCUUAAUUUCCACAUUUCACUGCGUGCAGAGCCCUCGAGGGUCGUUUUUUUCUUCCUGUUCUUUCUUGUUUGGGGUUAUUUUCGCUAACGAGACGUGCCACCACCACAGCCACCCAGCAGGAGCAGCAGUAGGAGCAGAAGAGGAGUAUCUCCCCCAUAUCCCAUCCCGGGCACGUCGGAUAAGCCGCAGCGCAGAGAGCACGAGGCGAAUAUUGCGGUGGACGAGAAGAGGGAAGAUGCUUCUCGGAGUCUCACAGCGGUCACUCUGCAUGGGCAGCAGUUUGGGAUUGUUCUGGGGGUGACCGGAAGGAGAAAGUGACAGAGGAACAGUGAUGCUGCUGUUUACAUAACCAGAGACUCACAAACAUGCACACAUGUGCACACACACAUAUGUGCACAGACAUGCACGCAGGCUCCAACUGUCAGUCCAGGACAAACACACUUACCUACUCGGACAUGUACUCACAGUCGCGUAUUAGAGGGAGUCACUGACUGAGUCACCACACACUUACAGGCACAUUUUCACUGACUCACACAGACACACAGACACACACUCACAAGGGGAAAGGUUACUUGCAAGAGACAGGAGUGUGUGUUGCGUGUGUUAUGGGCCAAUCAGAGCAGCAUCUGUGUGUGAGUGUCAUAUAUCUUUAAGGGGUCAGCGUAGCCAUAACCCCUCCAGGACCUUCCCUUCUUUCAUCUCUUUCCUCAUUUUCCUGCUAAGCACACCAUCAUGUCUGACCCAAGGACCUGCAGAAUUUUCCCCCUUGGAGUUUUAUCCCUCCUCCUGCCCAUCUGCCUCUCUUUUUCCCUCCACUCGACCCCUUCAUCAGCAGAGCAGACCGUGCCUGUCAUUUCCACGGCUCAGGGCCGUAUCCGUGGCAUCCUGACUCCUCUUCCCUCAGACCUUCUUGGGCCUGUCAUCCAGUAUCUGGGAGUACCGUAUGCCAGGCCUCCAACGGGCGACCGGCGCUUCCAGCCACCUGAACCUCCACUACCGUGGCCUGGAAUCCGAAAUGUUACACAGUUUGCUCCAGUGUGUCCCCAGUCUCUGGAUGAGAGGAGUAUGCUGGUAGAUAUGAUGCCAUCUUGGCUCACGGCAAACCUGGACAUAGCAGCGACUUACCUCACUCACCAGAGCGAGGAUUGUCUCUACCUCAACAUCUACGUGCCCACUGAGGAGGACAUCCAUGAGGAGGGGGGUCAGCGACCAGUGAUGGUUUACGUCCACGGAGGCUCAUAUACUGAAGGCACUGGAAACAUGAUGGAUGGCAGCGUGCUUGCAAGCUAUGGCAACGUCAUUGUCAUAACCCUCAACUAUCGCCUUGGAGUGUUAGGAUUUCUAAGCACUGGUGACCAGACGGCAAAAGGGAACUAUGGCUUGCUGGAUCAGAUCCAAGCUCUCCGAUGGGUGAAGGAGAACAUUGCAGCCUUUGGUGGAGAUCCAAGCAGAGUCACAGUGUUUGGAUCUGGUGCUGGAGCUUCUUGCGUGAGCCUCCUCACCUUGUCCCACUACUCUGAAGAUCUGUUCCACAGAGCCAUCAUCCAGAGUGGGAGCGCUUUAGCAAGCUGGGCUGUCAACUAUCAGCCGAGCAAGUACGCUCGGAUACUUGGUGAAAGGGUGGGCUGCGGCAUUGAUGACAGCACUCAACUGGUCGCCUGCCUCCAGGGCCGGAGUUACCGCGAACUUGUGGAGCAGAACAUAACUCCGGCCAAGUAUCACACAGCUUUUGCCCCCGUGAUUGAUGGUGAUGUUAUUCCUGACGACCCCCAGAUUCUGAUGGAGCAAGGGGAGUUUUUGAACUACGAUGUGAUGCUGGGAGUUAAUCAAGGCGAGGGUGUAAAGUUCGUGGAAGGCAUUGUGGACUCGGAAGACGGAGUCACAGCUGAGGACUUUGACUUUGCUGUGUCGGAUUUUGUGGACAGUUUGUACGGAUACCCGGAAGGCCGAGAUACACUAAGAGAGAGCAUAAGAUUCAUGUACACUGACUGGGCUGAUCGUGACAAUGCCGAAACCCGCAGGAAAACACUGGUGGCGCUUUUUACAGACCACCAGUGGGUGGCGCCAGCCAUUGCCACGGCUGACCUUCAUGCUCAAUAUGGCUCUCCCACCUACUUUUACUCCUUUUACCAUCACUGCCAGAGUGACGCAACACCACCCUGGGCUGAUUCUGCCCAUGGCGAUGAGGUCCCGUAUGUCUUUGGUGUGCCCAUGGUAGGUCCCACUGAUCUGUUCAACUGUAAUUUCUCCAAAAACGACGUGAUGUUGAGCGCAGUGGUCAUGACUUACUGGACUAACUUUGCCAAGACUGGUGAUCCCAAUCAGCCAGUUCCUCAAGAUACCAAGUUCAUCCACACCAAGCCUAACCGUUUUGAAGAAGUGGCCUGGUCUAAAUAUACUCCUAAAGAGCAGCUGUACCUCCACAUUGGUCUCAAACCUCGUGUCAGAGAUCACUAUCGUGCCACCAAGAUCUCCUUCUGGCUCCAGCUUGUCCCUCACCUGCACCACGUGAACGAGCUUCUCCAGUCGGUGUCGUCCUUCACCCACAGUCCUUCCCCACAGGAUGACACUCCGUUUUCUUACACAAAGCGUUUGUCCAAAGGCUGGCCGCCGAGCAGCACGCGACACCCAGGUUCUCAAGCGGGAACUCCGCAGCCACCAGAGUCUGCUUUGGGCCAGAAUGGAGUGGAAAAUGGGGCUCGUGUGCCAAACGAGGACUACUCUACAGAGCUGUCCGUGACAAUAGCAGUGGGAGCAUCACUGUUGUUCCUCAAUAUACUCGCAUUUGCAGCUCUGCUUUAUAAGAAAGACAAAAGGCGUCUGGAGCAUCGUAGGCCGCGUCCACUUCCUCCACCCAGACGAGACAUCACCCCGGCUGAUGUUGCAGCCCACCUGCAGGGGGAGAGACUGAUGUCAUUACAGGUGAAGCAGCUGGAGUGCGAUGCUGCAUCAGCGGAUGAGAGGAACAAUGCUCACCACCAUCACACUCUGGAUACGCUCGAUGCCCUAGAUGGUUUGGAUACGCAAGACAUUUACAGCACUCUGGAUACCGUGCGGCUCACCUGCCCGCCAGAUUACACCCUCACCCUGCGCCGCUCUCCAGACGAUGUCCCCCUCAUGACCUCCCUGACCCCGGGCUCUCUGCCUGUGACCCCAGGGUCCCACCCUGUUACCCCUGCGACCCCUAUGACCCCAAUGACACCAGGAUCUGUGGCAGGGAUGAGGAUGGGGCAUCCUCACCAGGGUUACACACACCAUAGCCCAUACAGCAAUACACACUUGCCACACACGCACAUCUCCACACACACACACUCCACCACACGUGUAUAACCACUGCCGGGCACAUGCAGGGACGUAGCUCGCACUAACGCACACACACACAUACAUAGACUCAUCACAGGCAUACACACACACAUAGACAAACUGAAAUACCUCUACUAAUUACUCUGCAGGAUUGUUAACAGACGGGGCAGCAGACAUUUUUAAGUAACAGGAUGAAAUGACGGACAUCUGUGUGUUGCAUGUCCUGGGACUUUUAGGCCAAUUGGAUCUAAGGAGAUCCAGCUCUUUGGGGCAUUCGCUCACGAGUUUGGACAUCUGAAAGCCCACUUUGGAUUUAAAAUCUGCUUUUUCUACAUCUGAGGAAGAGGAGGAGUGCUCUGGCAAAAGGGAACCCGUGACACUUUUCCUGCACACAAGCUGCCACCGUGCAGGCGUGCAGGAGGAACAGAAAAAAGGCAGAUGGAGAACUGGAAAAAGACAAACCACACACAGACUGCUGAUGUCAACUUGAUCAACCUGUGAAAUGUGAAUGUAGCAUUUUUUUUCAUUAAAAAGAUCAAAGGCCCUAUCUGCCAAGGAUCAAACUAAGCUAAGGGGAUAAUAAUACAUUUCAGCAGGCGUUCUAUGUAAAAACAGACAGAGAGGAAAAGGUUGGGGAUAAAAAGACAACAUCAGCUGAAAGAUAAGUUAUUCGGGGAGAGAUUAAGACUUCAUUGAGUGGGAUUUAGGCGCCGUGAGAGUGAGGUAAAAACGGAAGUGAGAUUGAGCGAUAUGAAAAACGCUAACUCGGAGAGCGUGCCAAGAGAGAAGGCAGGCUCAGAGGAGGGAGGGGGCUUGCAGAUGUACUGAAGAAUCACUCUAACCAGCUAUGUGUUAAACUCUUGUAAAUACAAUGGAAAGAUACAGAUGAUAUGUUAUGAUUUAUAGCAUACCUGCUCUCGAGUUAAAAACAUGACUUAUUUAACCACAUUAUUGCUUUCAUUUCAGAUAUUAAUAUAUUAUUGUAUAAAUGUCCUGAUGCAAGGCUGGUUAUCUAUCUAUCUCACCCACUGUAGUAUAUACACAGUACCUUUAUUUAAAGCUAUACUUGCUAUGCACAGUCAUUCCAGUCAUUUCAAAAAAUGUGAGCAUUAAGGUACUUGUGUCGUCGCUAUGGUAUAGGACUUUUUCAUACUACAUGCUGUCCAUUUUUUGACCAUUUGGAUGAUGAGCUUGUACUGUGUAGAUAAUGCAAUAUUGGUUUGAUGAUUGAGCACCAGCCAAAAACAACAAACCCUUUCAACCUAACCCCUUGAUCCUUCAUUUUUAUCCCUGGAUGGAAACUUGCCCUAAUUAAGACAAAUGGGGGAAGGAAAAGAUUCAGGGGAUCCUGAAUUUUCUGUCAACGUCUUUUCUCUGUUUGUCUUAACUGGAUGAUGAACAAGGAGAGCUUCAAGGAAAGUCCACAUUUGAACUGCUUUGAAUGCAGAUUGGCAUCUGCUUCUUUAAAAGAUAAAAGGCUGACAUAAAUUUGGUAAAGAUUGAUUGAAUGUUAGACAAAGUUUGAAGGUAAUAUUUCCUCACAGUGAUUGCCAUUCUGUGUAAAAUGUGUCUCUGUGUCUCCUAUUAUUUGAAGUCUGGAGUUUGAUUUGCUUUGGAGCCAUAUUUGAUACACAAAGUGAUCUGUGAAUGAAGAACAGAAGCACUGGUCAGCUUUGUUUGAUGAAGUUAAAGACUCCACACUGAAGGUUAAGAUGGCUUCAAACAUGCUGCUUUUUAAGCCUUAAUAUCCUUGUAAACUAGCAAUAUUGUUUUUUUCUGUUUUUAUUUUCUAACAUAACAGACUUUAAAAACAUGAAGGUCCCAAACAUCAUGAAUUUUUCUAACUUAUAUAGUAACUGGUAGAAGUUUUGGCGUUGACUUCACUGUGAGUGCUCCAGGGCUAAUGUUAUAUAUAUAUGCUUUGUGAUACUGAAUAUUGACUAUUUAUGAAUUCAGUUUAUGGAAUUAGCUCUAAUUAAGUAAAAUACUGAAGAUUUAAAAAGAUUUGAAAAAGCAUUUCUUUGCUACAACAAACUAAACAACUAAAGAUCCAGGAAGUUAAUCAACGCUCCCAACAUGGAUAUUCCAGAAUUCCCAUUUUAUCCCUUUUCCUUGUUCUAUUACUUACCUUAAUCCCUCCUCCCCCUCAGCCACCUUCUAAUCCUCUCCACCUCCUGGCUUCUCUGUGUGACAACAUGCAGAUGUGUGACAGUUAAGUCUGUUAGCCUCCUUUAUCCUCAAUAAUUUCUAUAUGAAGAAUUUUUUAGUUAACAUAUUAUAUGAAAAGUCAACAGUAUCCGGCUGAGAAACAAAGGAUGUUUGCAAAACGAUAAAAAAAAAACACUCAAACAAUGUUUGACUGAGUUCUUCUUUUCUGAGACUCAGCAGAUGGAUGGAUUGUGAAAAGCAUAAAAUAUUUCUGCUGCAUUUUUGAAAAAUAAAAAUAUCAGUAUUUUACAGUUUUUAAGCAUUCUAAAUGUUUUUCAUGUCUUCAUUUUCAGAAAUAUUUGCAAUAAAGACGUUAGAGAGCUAUUGCAGUA